This is a messenger RNA of Pectinophora gossypiella (pink bollworm), 1010 nucleotides long. RefSeq lists its product as uncharacterized. Gene Ontology annotation, molecular function: oxidoreductase activity. The coding region runs from base 18 to 782 and encodes 254 amino acids. NCBI's taxonomy places the organism in Eukaryota, Metazoa, Arthropoda, Insecta, Lepidoptera, Gelechiidae. The record is from RefSeq and is a predicted model, not a curated record. The transcript has a single exon.
UGUUGCCGUUGACGAAGAUGGACUUCAGUAACAAAGUUGUUGUGAUCACCGGCGCCAGUUCCGGUAUAGGAGCUACUGCAGCUGUGAUGUUCGCCAAACAAUCCGCCAAGCUUGUCCUUGUAGGAAGAAAUGAAGCGAAUCUAAACAAAGUCGCCACACAAUGUGAAGCCGAGAAGAAAAUCAAGCCCCUGAUCGUCAAAGCCGAACUAAACAACGAUCAAGACGUCAAGAAAAUUGUGACUGAAACUAUUAAAGUGUUCGGAAAGAUUGACGUUUUAGUGAAUAACGCAGCUGUUGGUGUUAGAGGAAGCAUAAAAGACGGCAUUGAACCGUACGACCAGGUCAUGGCCAACAAUAUGAGAUCGGUUUACCUCCUCACAAGUCUCGCGACACCGCACCUUAUCAAAGCUAGAGGAAACAUCGUCAACGUAUCCAGUGUAGCAGCAUUUAAGCCCAUUAAAGACGCGGAUUAUCUUCCCUAUUGCAUUUCCAAAGCGGCUUUGGACCAAUUCACUAAAUGUGUUGCGUUAGAUUUAGGACCGGAUGGCGUAAGGGUCAAUUCCGUUAAUCCUGGAGGUACAAAGACACCGUUUGCUGAGAACGCUGGCUUUAGUAAGGAACAAGUGAAUGAACUGUAUGAGGGUCGUAAUAAAAACUAUCCUCUAAGAAAGAUGGCGGAGAGUGAAGAUGUGGCCGACCUGAUUCUUUAUCUCGCAAGUGAUCGCGCUCGUAGUAUCACCGGAUCUAUUUACGUUAUCGACAACGGAGAAACGUUGAUGUGAUAUCAUCGAUACUCGUUUAGUGUAAUGUUUACUACACAGUAAAUUGGCUUGACUUUUUCCUUGUUGAAAACCGGUUGAGCGCGCCUUAUACAUAUAUUUGUUUAUUUAUAGUGUUGUUAAUAUAUCUAGCGCCUUAAUUAAAACGUUUUCUAUAAUUUUCUUGCAUUGUUUACCACCAAUAUUUUGUCUCCGUAAGAAAAUAGAAGUUAGUGAGUAAAAAUAAACGUG